This is a messenger RNA of Bactrocera dorsalis (oriental fruit fly), 1132 nucleotides long. RefSeq lists its product as hypothetical. Lineage: Eukaryota; Metazoa; Arthropoda; Insecta; Diptera; Tephritidae. The record is from RefSeq and is a predicted model, not a curated record. Gene Ontology annotation, molecular function: transmembrane monodehydroascorbate reductase activity. The transcript has 4 exons. The coding region runs from base 390 to 1004 and encodes 204 amino acids.
UUUUCAAAUGAGUCAAAAAUUUUGCUUUUUAUUUCUUUAUUGUUGCAAAUGAAUUUAAAGUGAAUAUUUGUGGCUUGAAAGGAGCGCAAAGUCAGUUCAGUCGUGUUACAAACUCAAUAAGAGUAAGUCAUUGGUGCGCGAAAGCAUUUAAUCUAACAUAAAAUUAUAUUUGAAGUGGCUUUGUUGGCGUGAUAAUAAAAAACUGUGAUAUAUAAAAUAUAAUUUAGUUUAAAUUUGCGGAAAAUAUAAUAAAUAACUACUAAAAGGUAUUGAUUAAAGGGUCAUACCAGUCAGCGCGUCAGUGUCGUUUCAACAGUUGCGAAAUCAAAACAUUCCGUUUACUAAGCUUGUCGAAAAGAAAAUAUAAUUUUAUUACUAACAAAAACACAAUGGUCAUCAGCAGCUACACGUGGAAUCUCGCCAAUCAAUGCUUCAUUUUGGCCAUAACAGUUUGUAUGUCGGUGAAAUGUGCGCAAAUGAAGUUCCAAAAGACUGCCACACACGCCUUUCUUUGUACCCUUGGGUUUGUUUUUCUCUCGGCCGAGGGCAUGAUGGUGCGUUGCAACAAUAAUUGGCUAACACGCUCGCUGCAUUCCGAUACAAAGACAAUGCUGCACUUUUGGUUGCAAUUGAUUGGAGGUAUUUUAGGCGUGGCGGGUACGCUGCAAAAAUCACUGCCAAAGGAACACCAUUUUCGCUCGUGGCAUGGAAAACUCGGUUUAGCUGCUUGUGUGUUCUUUGUGAUCAACUGUCUCUCCGGCUCUUUGGGCUUGUACUCCUGGGGUUAUCGUCAGUAUGUGUCGCCGGCAGUUAACGAUUUCAUUCACAACUUUCUCGGUUUGCUAACAUUUGUUACUGCGAUGCUGGCUCAAUAUACCGGCUAUAAUACAGGCUUCUUUCGGCGCAAUUUAAAGGAGCAUGAAAAAUUCUAUAAAUACUUGACAGCUGCGGUUUUGGUGCUGACCACAUGGGGACCAUUGAUGAUAUUUCUGCGGAAGCUCUAAUAGUUUAGAAAUUAAGUAGUUAAAUAUUAAGCAAUAAGUUUUCUUUUUAAGGAAAUGUGAUUAUUGUACAAAGUUCGAAUUUAGAAGCGUGUUGUGACUUAAAAAAUUAAAGAACAAAUGAUAUUGUA